This is a messenger RNA of Baudoinia panamericana UAMH 10762, 291 nucleotides long. RefSeq lists its product as uncharacterized. The transcript is spliced from 3 exons. NCBI's taxonomy places the organism in Eukaryota, Fungi, Ascomycota, Dothideomycetes, Mycosphaerellales, Teratosphaeriaceae. The annotation marks the transcript as partial. The record is from RefSeq and is a predicted model, not a curated record.
AGCAAUGUAUCUGCCGGUAUCACACUGUGUACCGGCAUCAACUUCACAAGCAGCUGCGACAGUGUCGCCUGGCCGGUCAACGAGUGCAUUGCUCUAAACGACUAUUCUGGCAAGACGUUGAGUUUCCGGCCAGACGCGGGCUUUGAGUGUUUGUUGAUGCAAGAUCGAUGCAAUGGGAACGAACAGUAUGCCGACCUUUACCAUGAUAGCAUCGAGGACAGCGACCUCAGUAGAUUGAGCUGGAUCAACAUGACGCGAAGCUAUGAGUGCUUCACAACGACAGUGGCGUGA